This is a messenger RNA of Cicer arietinum (chickpea), 1171 nucleotides long. Lineage: Eukaryota; Viridiplantae; Streptophyta; Magnoliopsida; Fabales; Fabaceae. The record is from RefSeq and is a predicted model, not a curated record.
AGAAGGAAGUAAUGUUGCAGAAACUCGUUCUAGUCCUUGUCAUGCAGAAGGUGUCAUACGUGAGUCUGUAGAAUCUCACUCAAUUCCCUCUGAUAUAGAAGUUGAAGAAGAACAAAUUGAAAAAGAAGUAGAGCCUAAACGGGCUAGAGGUCCUACAAAAAUGUUAGAUGUAUGGGAAAUGGAACAUGGUGAUUUAAUAAUCGUUAAUUUGGACAAAUAUGGUCGACCCAUUGGUGAGGAAGGGACAACUCUAACUCGUUUCAUUGGUAGCGUAGCUAGAAGGUAUCAAUAUGCUCCUAUCAACUACAAGUCAUGGAAAGUUAUGCCAAAUGAUUACAAAGAAGAAAUGUUGAAAUUAAUAGAGAAGAAGAAGUUGCAUCUCUUGUACCAGAUGAUAGGGUUGACCCAAAUCAAUAUCGUGGUUUGGUUCAUCAUUGGUUUUCUGAUAAAGGACAAAAAAUAAGUAAAAUUAAUAGGAAAAAUCGUGCUAAAUUUGAAGAUGUUCAUUGUAUGGGUUCAAAAAGUCUCCCAAAGUUUAUUGAUGAGAAGAUAAAAAAGGAAAAAGGAGUGUUGUCUGGACGUAAAGAGAUUUACAUUGAUACCCGUACUCGAAAAGAUGGAACAAUUGUCAAUGAAAAGGCUGCAAAAUUGAUUGAAGAACUAAAAAAACAUAAUAAUGAGGCUGGAACUUCUCAAUCAACCCAAGACACACAAGGUUCUAUGUCUUGGAAGGAUGACAUAUUUUAUCAAGUACAAGGACCUGAUAAAAACGGACGUGUGCGAUGUAUGGGCAAGAUUCCUCAUUCUAAAAAAUCGAAGGUUUGUGCAUCUGAAAAUGAAGAGUUGCGCGAAAGAGUUAAGAAUAUGGAAAACUUGUUAGCAAAUGUGAUGACUUUAAUUCAAAAUCGAUUUUCUGGAGCAGAUGUUAAUGAUAUAAUACAAGCUGCAAGACAGGUUCCUGAUGCUACUAGUGCUCAAAACCAUUUGAAUUCACUUAGUCCAAACAACAACGAAAAUAAUGAAAAUGGUGAAGAUUAAAAGCUAAUUUGUUGUUGAAGAUGGAAUAUUGGCAAUUUAGUGGACUCAAUUUCUUAAUAUUUUUUGAGAUUGUUAUGUAUGACACAAGAUGUCUAUUUUAAAUGUCUAUUUUUUGAGGUUUAGGAUUUUGUUU